Messenger RNA from Mya arenaria, 1496 nucleotides. RefSeq lists its product as uncharacterized. The record is from RefSeq and is a predicted model, not a curated record. The coding region runs from base 141 to 1073 and encodes 310 amino acids. Gene Ontology annotation, biological process: immune response. The transcript is spliced from 6 exons. Lineage: Eukaryota; Metazoa; Mollusca; Bivalvia; Myida; Myidae. Gene Ontology annotation, cellular component: membrane. Gene Ontology annotation, molecular function: tumor necrosis factor receptor binding.
CAUUUUCAGUCAUCAAUAUUCAAAUCCCUCGGAACCUGUAUAGUAUUCGUAUAUGCUCGCUGUGUGCCUUUUUUGAGAGGAAGUAACUUUAUCUGGGAAAAAAAGAAAAGUUUUUGUUUGCGUUCGAAGUGGAUAAAUCUAUGGAGAAUACCGUUACCCGACCAGAUGAAGACUGCCUGUCCAGAGCCCGGUCAAAGGGGCAGAGAACCAUAGAAACCACAUGCAUACCGUUUAUUUGGCAAAAGAUGGGACUGGAUUGCACGUCUGAAAAAACUUUACGAUAUACAUGUGCUGGAUUAGUCGCACUGACAAUUGUCCAGUCACUCCUCUUGCUCAUCAUGGCUGCAUCAUGGAGGGAACCUCCGCCAUUAGAGAGCAGCACAUACUGUGUUCCAUGCAAUGAUAUCACGCAACCAUACAAUGACACAGGAAACGUUAUUGAGACAUGGAGACAAAUGUAUAACGAUUCUGUUUGCUGUGGACCCAUUCGCAGAGUUAUGGAGCUUCGCAUGAAAAAAGAGAUGUCGAAGCAAUACUUCGAAAACGGACAAUCAAAUCCAAGUCAACUUGUUGGAGAAUCGUUUAUCACCGAUUGUGAAUGGGUGGAAUUCAAAACGCCUACAGUUAAACUAGUUGGAGUAGUAGAUAGUGUUCCAAGUAACAUAGUCCAAGGUCAUUCCAAACUUCGAUGGAACAAAAACGAAACCACAUUUACUGCAAACAAAAUCAGACAUCUCGAACUCGAGGGAGAGAUCUUCAUUGAUAAACCAGGCUUCUAUAUUGUGUCCUCGGCGCUAAAUGGUAAUGCCAGCAGAGGAACGAACAAUACAACAAGACUAUUCAGCCACAACAUUAAUUUACUGUCCCACAAAUUUGGAACAACUAGUACUCUUAUGCUACAUAAAAAAUCCAUCAAAGAAUCCGACGACGGCCUUUUUACAAGUUUUAUAUCCGCAGUUUUCAAACUCCAUAAGUACGAUAGGAUAUCUAUAUCUGUCAGCGACCCACACUAUUUAGCUCGUAACCUUUCUAAUGAUCAUUUUACUGCAUACUACACUUACGACAUGGACUAAAUUCGAGUUCUUUAUCGAAUUAUAAUUCGUUUAAAGUGUCCAUUACAAAAUAGUCUGUAUAGGACGUCACAGAUUAUAUUUUGUCUGUUUAAAGCUCCAAGUCUUGAUUUAUAAUUGUACUUACACUGACCCAACAUCCAUUUAUAAUUGGUUUUAACUCUUCCUGUAUUAUUAAGACAGAUCCAAGGUUUGAUUUACCAUUGUAUUUACACUGAUCCAUCAUCCAUUUAUUCUUCGUUUUAACCCAUCGCUGUUAUAUUAAGACAGCUACAAUGUUGGAUUUUCCAUUGUGUUUGACACCGACCCAACCAUUUAGCAAUAGUUUUCACGUUUUGCUCUGUUAUCAUGAUGGAUUCAAGGUCUGAUUUUUCAGUUGUGAGUUUGACACUGACAUAUUCAUUUUAUUAUGAAUACAUUUUUUAC